UGCAUGCAAAAAGAUCUGGAGGGAGGGCUCUAGGUGCGUUUUUGAGGAGAAACCCAAAGAGAAAAGAAAAGAAAAGAAAAGAAAAUUGAGUGGAAAUCGUCACCACUCAAAGGAUCUGGUGAAGAUUGCUCUCGCCGACAAGAUUCGAUCUUUUCAGGAAGCAGUCAGUUUCUUCCAGCUUUAAAAGGACCACAAAAUGAAAUGGGUUCCCAAAGGAAUAGGCAGAGAUACAUGGGAUUGGGCUCUUGGUUUGAUAUAUAUAAUUGCUGUUGCAUCUAUAUGGAUUGCUGCUAGUUACCUUGUUCAGUCUGUUGUAGAUGCUGGAGUCUCACCUUUUCUAUUAUCCUAUAUCUGUAACUCUCUAUUCUUGGUUUACAUCCCUAUAGUAGAGGUUGGAAGGUGUUGUGAGGGGUUGCUUGGUCGUAUUGGGUGUUGGCAUACAAAUUGGAAUAAUAUAAAAGAGCAACAAUCUAAGAAACCUGAAACUGUCAGCCUUCUACAGGACAAUGUCGACCAGGAUAACUUAAUAAGCCAUUAUGGAGAUGGAAAUACAUCUAUAAUAAGCUCCAGUGAUCAAGAUGAAGAAAGACCAUCACCUAUUUUAGGUGAUGCUCUUGUUCAGCAAGGAAGGCAGUCUGAUCCACCCGGUCGCUGGACACGCUUUCAGGUUGCAAAAGUCAGCUUGUUGAUAUGUCCUUUCUGGUUUUUCGCUCAACUGACGUUCAAUCUCUCUCUUAAAUACACCACUGUGACAUCAAAUACCAUUUUAAGCAGCACCUCUAGCCUUUUCACCUUCUUGGUUUCUUUGGCAUUCUUAGGAGAAAGGUUUACAUGGAUAAAGCUAAUUAGUGUUCUACUCUGCAUGGGAGGGACUAUAAUAGUGGGUCUUGCUGAUUCAGAAAGUGGAGCGAAUGCUAUUGUUGGAAACCCUGUACUUGGAGACAUUCUAGCUCUUGUUUCUGCUUGCUUAUAUGCUGUUUACAUCACACUCAUUCGAAAAAAACUUCCUGAUGAGAAAAAGGGCGAAGGAAAAGCUAGUAUGGCUGAGUUUCUGGGUUAUCUUGGAAUGUUUAAUCUCUUGAUUUUUCUCCCGGUUGCGUUAGUGUUAAAUUUCACCAAGAUGGAGCCCUUCGGAAAGCUUACCUGGUAUCAGUUUGGCCUCAUUGUUGCAAAAGGUUUGCUUGACAAUGUUCUGAGCGAUUACCUGUGGGCAAAGGCCAUUCUCUUGACUACAACCACAGUGGCAACAGCAGGUCUCACUAUUCAGGUCCCAAUAGCUGCUGUUGUGGAUUCGCUUACAGGCCAUGCUCCUCAUUUAUUAGAUUGUAUUGGAGCUGCUGCUGUCAUGGCAGGUUUUGUUGGGAUCAACAUUCCUUCGGAGGCUCUCGCUAAAUCUGAAGUAGAUAUGCAAGAGCAAGAAGUAGAUGGACCAAUUAAUAUUUCUUAGUGCAACCUUGAUAAUCUGGUAUUACUUAUAUUAUUCUUUAGAAAAUAUAAAUUGUAAUUUAUAUUGUUCAACAAACUUUUCUAUCGUUCAUGAUGGUAGACGUGCUUUGCUUGCUGGAUUUGGCAGGCUUCUGUAUUCUUAAUGGUUAUCUGCAAGUCAUGCUGUUGCAUACUCAUGAUUAUUCAUGUAUAUUCUAUAUUGUGGGUGUACGAGUAAAAUUGUAUAUGUUGUUGCAGUUGUAAUUA
Messenger RNA from Asparagus officinalis (garden asparagus), 1692 nucleotides. RefSeq names its product thiamine-repressible mitochondrial transport protein THI74-like. The transcript has 4 exons. Bases 197 to 1447 code for a protein of 416 amino acids. Gene Ontology annotation, molecular function: transmembrane transporter activity. The record is from RefSeq and is a predicted model, not a curated record. Gene Ontology annotation, cellular component: membrane. Lineage: Eukaryota; Viridiplantae; Streptophyta; Magnoliopsida; Asparagales; Asparagaceae. Gene Ontology annotation, biological process: regulation of peptide transport; transmembrane transport.